This is a messenger RNA of Limanda limanda (common dab), 2504 nucleotides long. RefSeq names its product platelet endothelial cell adhesion molecule-like. Gene Ontology annotation, molecular function: transmembrane signaling receptor activity. The record is from RefSeq and is a predicted model, not a curated record. Lineage: Eukaryota; Metazoa; Chordata; Actinopteri; Pleuronectiformes; Pleuronectidae. Gene Ontology annotation, biological process: cell surface receptor signaling pathway. The coding region runs from base 141 to 2078 and encodes 645 amino acids. The transcript is spliced from 10 exons.
CGCCCACCAGGUCCAGAUUUGACCGCCACAAACGUACACAUACAAACAGAGGAACACACCACCUUGAAUCAUCCUAUAGUGACCAGGCAGUUGACCUCCAGGAAAGCCAGCAGCAGGAGUGUCAGUGUUCCGCAGACAGGAUGGGCCUCCUACUACUGCUCACCUCCUCGCUCCUCUUCAACUCCUUCUAUCCGGGGAUAUUGGUGGACGCUGGAUUAUUGAAUAUAAAAAACAUCCUCCUGUUCAUUGAGCCCAGUACUAGUGUGGCUUGGGACACAAAUGUGACUGUGAGAUGUAAGGCCACCAUCAUCCACUCGGGGACGGAGAUGCUGAGUCGUGAGUACACGAUAUACAAGGGCAGAAGAGAGGUGUACACCAAGACCUCCAGCACAUCAGAGGACAUGAUGUACCUGCUGCCCGGGGCCAGACUCUCCAACACCGGCAGAUAUAAGUGCAAGAUCAAUAUCGAGGGCAAAGAGAUGACAAGUGAAGCUACACAACUCACCGUGAGAGGCAUGAAACCAAUUCUCCACCUUGACAAAGAUGUUGUCAAUGAACAACACGAUGUAACAGCCACGUGCAGAGCGCCCGGGGAGACCGGCUCCUUUUACUUUUACUUCUAUGAGGACUCCAUAGAGAUCCCGGAAGAUCCGGUCAACUCCAACCAGCUAGAAGCCACGUUUCGCUUCAGCAGGAUUGGCAUCCACAAUCUUAGCUGUGCCUAUAGAAUACAGAACUUCAGGUCUGAAGAGAGCAACAUUAUCUCUGUUUCAGUCAAAGAGUUCCCCAUCACUCCAGUCCUGGAGAUUUUGCCUCAGUCCGAGGUUUAUGAAGGAGAUCAACUCAACAUCUCGUGCACCAUCAGAAUGCUUCUCAACAUCUCUGUGAGCAGCCCUCCCGACCUGUACCUGGUCCAAGGGACAAGGGCUCUCAGCAGUGGACUAACCAAGGUCAACCACAGCAUGGUCGCUCUGGCAGAGGACCCUGGGGAUUUUGAGUGCAAACUGGAGAUAGGACAUGUGAUCAAAGUCACCACAAAGAUGGUUCCAGUGACUGAGCUGUUUUCGGCGCCAACUCUCACCAUGUCUCCUGCCGAAGUCUUUCAAGAGGAUAAUAUGACACUAACCUGCAAAAGUGAGAACUACGCCUCUGAAAGAAUCACCAGGGAAGAUCUGACUUACACUCUUGAGCCGCCUGACAGCACACUGACCCCCGUGACGCCCGGGGUCUUCUCUGGCAGGGCCCUGCAGCUUAGUUUCACCCAUACCUGUGUAGCUCAAGCCAAGGGCAUCAUGAAACACAGUAACACCCUGACUGUAUAUCCUAAAGUGUCUGUCUCGAUCCCUAAGAUCUCAGUGGUUGGCAGGGUGGUCCUGGGACAACCAUUACAGAUCCUCUGUCAGUCGGACACUGGCAGUUUACCGAUCAACUACACCCUGCUAUGUGAUAAUGACAAGCUGAGCACAACCACUGUCAGGCUUCCCCGUCAGGAAGCUCUCUUCACAGUCACCAUCGUCAGGCCUGAGGAAAUAAACAAGUACAUGUGCGAGGCCAGUAAUAAUCACAGGAAGGCUCAGCUCAGUAAUAGACUCAACGCUGCUGUUAUAGUGCCUCUGACAAGGACGACUCUGACCGUCCUCCCCAGCUUAACAGAGAUCUCGGAGGGAGAUGAUCUCUACCUGAUAUGUGGCACUAACGGGUCGCCACCAGUCACCUUCAAGUGGUACCGUGAUGGUGACAAACAGCCGCUGUUCACCAACAUCACCGACCAGAACAACACACACUACAAAGUCUCACAGUUGUCCAAAGAGCACAGCGGCACAUACUACUGCGAGGCUAUCAACCACGCCAACAAAGUUGUCCGUAGCGAGAAGGUCACCAUAGAGGUACGCAUGGCGCUGUGGAAGAAAGCCGUGAUUGGGGGCGUGGGUGUGGUGGUGGUGUCGCUGCUGGUGCUGGCCUGCGUGCUGUACUGCAAAUCCAAGAGAGACGAAAUGCCAAUCUAUGAUGGCAUGGACGGGAAGUAUCACCAAUGGAGCAGCAACAGGAGCAUCUACAGUGUCCCAGCCACAGUGUAGAGAAGCUCUGCAGUAGGAGGGAAACAUUUUUUUUUACAAAGAAGCAUUAAUCCUUUUUAUCUAGAAUUAUUGUACAAUUGGACAUAUAUUUCACUCUAUAAAAUCUACACUCUCAAGAAAAAGGUGGGGCAUUGUUAUGCUGAGAUAUGGACCAAAACCCGCUGCUCCCUCUCCGCUCCUCCUGCAAUCUAAAUGGCAUUUGAUUUACUACUUAACAUUAAUGUCUUUCCUUUGUUCUUUCAUCCCCAUGUUUCUGUUUCUGUGAUUGCAUGUCCUUUUUUGUGAGAACUGCUCUUUUUUGUCUGAUUUAUAAAUAGCUUUGGUGACUGACUCAUUUGUAUAUACAUUUGAUCACCAUGACAGGAAAUGUAUGUAUAUAUUUUGGUUGAUCCCUUGACUGACUGGAAGAGACACUCGUAGAAUAAA